Messenger RNA from Glarea lozoyensis ATCC 20868, 1329 nucleotides. RefSeq names its product WW. The record is from RefSeq and is a predicted model, not a curated record. Lineage: Eukaryota; Fungi; Ascomycota; Leotiomycetes; Helotiales; Helotiaceae. The transcript has 4 exons. Gene Ontology annotation, molecular function: protein binding. Bases 1 to 1329 code for a protein of 442 amino acids.
AUGACAGGCCCAGCAACACCGGGUCAAGAAGGCCCCUCCUUCGCCCCUCCAUCGCUGCCAGAGGGUUGGAUCGCACAAUGGGAUGGCAUGAGCAAGCAAUACUACUACGUGCAAAUCUCGACUGGAGUUUCACAAUGGGAUGUACCUACACACGCAGCGCCCACGGGGCCAACUCCUCAAGCUACACCGGAUCUGCCAAAUAAUGCGAAUCUCCCACCAAAUGCGGACGGGACUCGGGGUGUAGAUGGUGCUACGGGGGAUAGAAGUCUGACGAGCUUUGCGAUGAACCAGUUAAUGGGCGGCAAGAAACAAAGUGGCCAUGGAGGAGGAGGAGCACUCGGGGGACUAGGCAGUCUUCUUGGAGGAUCCUCAAGCGGCGGACACUCGAGUGGUGGUGGCGGCGGUUCUGGUGGGCUUGUUGGCUCUCUCGUGGGAGGUUUACUGGGAAGCGGCAACAAACCGAACAAAGAUCACAGCCAGCAGCAGACAGGAAACUACUCGGGUGCACAACAACCACAGCAGCAUGGCCAAGGUGGAAUGAUGGGGUCUUUUGGUAACAUGGCAAGCAAUUUUAUGGGUGGAGGUCAUCAUGGUGGUCAGGGACAGCAAGCCUCAAACGAUUAUGGCUACUCACAAGGUGGCAGUCAGCAACAAGGCGGAUAUUCUGGAUCAGCACCACCAACCUCAUAUCAACCUCCAACCGGUAACAAUUCUUAUAACCAACCUUCGCAGGGACAGAAUUCUGCACAAAACACUUACCAUCAACAAGGCCAGCAGCCGCCAUCUUCGGGGCCAGGACAAUACGGUGGAACAGCGACCCAUGGACAACAGCCAUCAUAUGGAGGAGCUUCUCAACACGGUAGCAAUUAUGGUGGCUCGCCCAACCCUCAACAAGCUGGAUAUGGCGGACAGAGUCAUCAGAACCCUCCAUAUGGCGGACAAGGUGGUUCAGGUGGUCCAGGCUCAUACCCUCCACCUCCUGGACAAUACCAACCUCCACAGGGAAGUCAACCAAGUUACGGAGGACCAGGACCCCAAAACCAUUCCUACCCUCCUCCACCGCAAGGUUCCUACCCACCACCACCUCAAGGAGGCUAUCCUGGUGGCCCCCCUCAACACUCUGGAAACCUUCCACAGCCACAUCACGGCCAUAUGGAAGGUGGUCUGUAUGGUAAUUCUCAACAUCAAGGACAGCCAGCAGCUCUGCAUGGUGGUGUUGGAGGUCCUCCUGGUGGCAGUCAAGGUCCAGUCAGCGGUUAUGGAGCGGCUAGUGGUGGAUAUGGUGGGUAUGGUGGUCAGCCCGGAGGCCAACAACAGAACCGAUGGUAA